Molecule: messenger RNA, 2494 nt
Organism: Cydia pomonella (codling moth)
Lineage: Eukaryota; Metazoa; Arthropoda; Insecta; Lepidoptera; Tortricidae
Gene: RabX6
Product: ras-related protein Rab-30
Exons: 3
Coding region: 398-1021 (207 amino acids)
Biological process (GO): regulation of endocytosis
Cellular component (GO): endosome
Molecular function (GO): GTPase activity; GTP binding
Source: RefSeq, a predicted model, not a curated record
UAGUUCUUGUAGACAUUUUGAUUUAAAUACAUUUGCAUCGAAUGCUCACAUUUUCAUGAGUACAUUGAACUCAUUAGAAAAAAUGCGUUGACAUUUGACAUUCAACUACUCUUCUAUUUAAUUUCAUUCUUUGAAUUGUCUCAGAAUGAAAUGAUUGUUUAUUUAUUUAUUGAUUUUAUACUAUUGUACAUUAAAAAUGUUUUAGCAAAUCCACCGCUGUAAAACAUUUUUAUCUAAUUUGUCCGCUGUAUUCUCAAACAGCUCACCUAAAUAGAUGGCCAAUAAAAUAUACGCAGUGUCGACAAAUUUCAUGUAUCAUUGAAGAUGAUCCGGUCUAAUCGUCUUAAUUAAUUAUACAAUUUAGUUUUUGUGUAACCUUGCCUACCCAAGAUCAACGAUGGCUGUUGUUAAAACCCCAGUUCUGAAAGUAAUAUUAUGUGGUGAAUACGGUGUUGGGAAAAGUUCUAUAUUCCGUAGAUUUAUCAAUGACACCUUUGUUCCUAACGCAGACAGAAGAGCCACUUUGGGACUAGAUCAUUUUGAAAAAUUGUAUCAGGUUGGAGACAAAGAAAUCAAGUUACAGUUAUGGGAUACCGGAGGCAUGGAGAGAAUUGCAUCUGUUACCUCCAGCUACUAUAAAUUUGCGGAAGCUGCCAUCUUAGUGUUUUCCUUGGACAAUUCUUCAUCAUUCCAUGUUCUGAGUCAGCACUUACUGGAUAUUGUGACAUAUGCUGAAAAUGCCAAAAUAUUUUUGUGUGGAAACAAGUCUGAUCUUGAAGGAACAUCUCCACAGGUUACUGAUGCUGACAUAGAAACAUUCUGUGAACAAUGUCACAAUCUCAUAAACACUACAUACAAGACAUCAUGUAAGAAUGGAAAAGGCAUUGAAGAAAUGUUUUCUGACAUCGCUUUACAACUGGUGGAAUCAAACAGAUCAAGGAUUGAGUUGCAGACCUUAGAUCAUGAUAGCUUUAAGAUAUCAAACCCCGAGCCACCUGAAGAUUCCAGCUGCAGUUGCUGAACAUGCUUUUAAGCUUAAGCAUUUACUUAGCACCUAAUGACAUACCCAUGCUCCCCAGUUAUUUUCAAAUGUUAAGAGGAUCUACAAAAUUUCAAAAACAAUUCACCUCAAUUACUUCUACUUUACGAAUUUACAGAUUGUAUGAUUGUCAUAUGUAUGUUAAUACCCUGUAUAAUAUUUAAUUAUGAUGAUUUGUUUUUUUUAAAUGUACAUAUUAUGUGACUGGGGCCAACAAAACGUCCCACUUUGUCGCUUGCCAUAAGGACGCCUGGUCAGAUUAUUUGUAAAGACAUACAAGCAAAUUUCGUCCUUAUGGCAAGCGACAAAGUGGGACAUUUGCCGGCCGCGGUCACAAUAUGAUUAGGGUUGCCUAAUGUGAUUGGGUAUGGCAAUUUAUUUUAAAAUACUGAUGUUAGUACAUUUUGUAAAAAAAACUAGCUUUGCAACUAAUAAUUAUACAUGUAGACAGACCAAGCAAAGUUGGCAGCGAUUUUGAUAGCUCUGACUGUGCAAGUGUUAUUGUAAACAUCAAACUUCUAUGAAAUUAUGCCAUUUAUAACACUUUCUUAGUCUGGGCUAUCAAAAUCACUGCCAACUUAACUUGGUCUAUCUCUAUGUAGUGAUGUGCUCUAAAUAUUCAUAUGUCAGCUAUAGUCUUGACUUUGUCUAUAAACAAACACCUCUUACACUAAUAUUUUAGCUCUAAUAAAUAUUUUUUUAUUUCGUAGGUUUUGUUUUUGUUAGUGAUGUAUUAUGUCCUUCAUAUAUAAAAGAAGCUUUAAUUUCAUGUUCAUUAAUUGUUUAGUCAGUUUUGUUAAAUAAAGCAGGUUUUAUAGGAAAAAAUUAAUAAUGUCAGUUGGUGCAAGUGCUCCCAUGGGCCAAGGCCAGCUGGUAUACUUGGUGUAAGAUUAUGAUGAAUAAAUACGACUACACAGUGAAUUGCAAUGCAAAAACAGAAAUAGGAUAUUGUGGUAUGCCACCCUGCAAAGAAGUUAUAAUAUAGGAUAGAUUGUAUACUUUAUGCUGACUGUAAUUUGAUUAUGAUGGCUUGAAUUUAAAUCAUAUCGCUCUUUAGAGUUUACUUCUUAUAAUAGGAUGAUAACAUGCAUGCAGAACAUGCAUUGUGUUUAUACAAUUUAUGCCAGUGGCCACUCUUGUCAUCGACUUUCCUAAAAUACUUUAUUUAUUAUUUAUAAAUAAAGUGUGAGGGCAUAGCUUUUCAAAGUUGUAGAUGAUAAUUUAUUAUGUUAUGGUGCUACAUACCUACAAUAUUUUGUGUAAUCGUUACGUGCUGUUUGUAAACAUAUGCCCUCAAUGUUUGUAAUGUUUGUGUGUUGUAACGUCUAGUUAACUCUGAUAUAAGGGGUAACAUAUUAAUUGUAAUUUUUUAUGCAGCAUUGUUUCAUUAUUAUCAACAUGAUAGUGUUAUUGACUAACAUUGUAAGUAAUAAAAAAUGCUAUCUCUAAAACUCA